Strigops habroptila (Kakapo) is the source of this 5978-nucleotide messenger RNA. It is a transcript of the gene TRAF5, whose product is annotated as TNF receptor associated factor 5. Lineage: Eukaryota; Metazoa; Chordata; Aves; Psittaciformes; Psittacidae. Gene Ontology annotation, cellular component: plasma membrane signaling receptor complex. Gene Ontology annotation, biological process: regulation of apoptotic process; positive regulation of JNK cascade; protein K63-linked ubiquitination. The coding region runs from base 1357 to 3030 and encodes 557 amino acids. The record is from RefSeq and is a predicted model, not a curated record. Gene Ontology annotation, molecular function: thioesterase binding; tumor necrosis factor receptor binding; zinc ion binding. The transcript is spliced from 13 exons.
CCGCUUCCCCUGCAGCGGGGGAGCCCCGGCGGCGUGCCGGGGUUGCCGUGAGACCGAGAGCGGCUCCCGCCGGCGGCGGCGGCGGCACCAGCCGGGGGCGGCGGCUCUAGCGCUGCCUCCGCCGUGUCCCCUCCCCGCCGCCGCCGCGCACGGAGCCGCGCCCCGCGCAGCCAGGGCCGGCCCCGCACCGCCCGCGCCCCGCUACGGCCCCGCCCGCGGGCAGCGAGCGCCGGUACAGGUGCGGCGGGGAGCGGCGGGGCCGUGCGGGGAGCGCGGCCGGGGUGCGCGGGGUCCCUCCUGCCUGCUCCGGAGCGGCCGCUGCGCUUGCGGCGGGUUAUCGCGAAUAAAGGCGGAAACCGCGCAGGGAGCCUGAACUUGGUGCCCGCAGGAGUUCAGCGUGGUCUGGAGGAGCCCCGCUCCUGCCGCCGGAGGGUUCCCCGCGCCUGGCGUGCUCCGGUGCGGGCUGGCCGCGGGAGUCCCCGUCUCCUCGCAGGACCCCGCACCGAUGCCGCGGGGAAAGGAUUUCCUCGCCCAGUAUGGAAUAUUAAAGCAGAAAGGAAAACGGAUGAUGCUUUCUGAAGCCUAAGGCAGUCUGUGGCAGUGCUCGAGCUGUGUGUAGCACAGUAGUAAUUGCUGCUUUCAUGGGCCAGGAAUCCACUGCAGCAGGGAGGUAGGCAGUGUGUCAGUACUUGGCAGACUGCUUCAUGCCAGCCUUAAGGUUACUAAUGGUGAUGUGCUGACCCUGCUUCCCUACGAAAGCAGCAGAUCCUCCCAGUGACCUUACAGGAGCUAAGUCGGAGCUCUUGGGGAGGUGUUGAUGGGAGUAAGAGUGAUUCAAGUGACUGACAUGGUGAGUGAUGCACACAGAGGAGAAACAGCAUCCCACAGCACAGCUACAGAGCUGAGCACUUCCCCCGUGAAACCACCUGAGAGCUUUGGUGCUUUCGUACACAUCCUGUAAGGAACAAAUGUCUUCUGAAGGCAAAGCUGCAAGAAACAAAAAGCAGAGUGGCUCUGGGUCUUGAGCUACCUGCAAACAAAAGCCCCAAACUACUGUGGGAUUGCGGGACCAGUGACACAUCUCAAGGAUUAACAGAGUUGAGAACUUGCACAGAACUAAGUGAAACUUUGAAAAAAAGAGGGUUAGAGUUUCCUGCUAUAAAUGAGGAAAAAGGAAGAUGUCAAGUUAAGAGGCUUGGAUUCCUGUAACACCUAAACUGAAGCUGGUGCCUCAUUUCCCUCUGAAACCUGUCGCACCCUGCUGCAGAUGACACCCCCCUGCUGCAACCGGUAGCUACGGUGCGUGGUGAAUGCUGGAAGGGAUUCCUCCUGCGCCUGGUUCCCAGUGCAGCUCUCAUGGCCUGCGACGAACCCGCUGCUCUCUCGGGCAUCCUCACACGCCAGAACUCCACCAGCGCUGUCUCCCUGGACUUCCAGCCUGAUGCUGACUACAAGUUUGUGGAAGCCUUGGAAGACCGGUACAAGUGCGCCUACUGCCACCUCGUCCUUUGCAACCCCCACCAGACGGGGUGCGGGCACCGCUUUUGCCAGCAGUGCAUCCUUGCUUUGAGAGAACUGAACGCAGUACCCACCUGUCCUGUCGACAAAGAGACAAUAAAAAUGCAUGAGGUAUUCAAAGACAACUGCUGUAAAAGAGAAGUUCUCAACUUGCACGUGUUCUGCAAAAACAUUCCUAACUGCAACUCAAAAAUCAUGCUGGGACGGUACCAGGAGCAUCUUCAGCAGUGUUUGUUUGAAAGCGUGCCAUGCACUAAUGAUGGAUGUUGUGACCAAAUUCUUCGGAAAGACUUGGAAGAGCACUUGAGCCAGCACUGUAAAUUUCGAGAAGAAAUGUGUCAGUACUGUAACAAAUACGUGGUGUUGGUUAACAUCAAGAAUCAUGAGAAAAAUGACUGUCCUGAUUAUCCUGUGCCUUGUCUCCACAACUGUUCCCAAACAAUUCUGAAAAAGGAGACUGAAAAGCACCACACUGUGUGUCCCGAGGUGGAAGUGGACUGCCCAUAUAAGCAGUAUGGCUGUCUCGUAAAGGUUAAAAGAGGGAAACUUGCUGAACAUGAGAACAGUGCCCUGAGGGAGCACAUACUGCAGAUUUUAGACAAGAACUCCCAGUUGGAAGAGCAGAUAACUGACCUGUAUAAGAGCCUGGAAUGUAAAGAGAUUAAAAUCCAGCAGCUAGCGGAGGCCAUUAAAAAGUGUGAGCAAGAAUUCAGGCAGUUUACACAACUGCUUGGUAAAAAUAGCAACUUGAUGGUAAGCACACAGGCUCUGGCAAGUCACCUGGAUAAAUCUGCACGCCUGGAGUCGCAAGUGAAACAGCUAAUACAGACGGCAAACCAGCAGCAAAGUAAAUUAGACUUGCAACCUCUGUUUGACAUGAUUGAAAAUGUAAAACAGAAGAUUGCCCUGAUGGAGACAUACGAUCAGCGCUUGGUUGUUUUGGAAGGCCAGUCCAGCAAACACGACCUCCAGAUCAACAUACACAAAGCACAGCUCAAUAAAAACGAAGAACGCUUUAAGCUUUUGGAAGGCACGUGCUACAAUGGGAAAUUAAUCUGGAAAAUCACAGACUACAAGAUGAAGAAAAAGGAAGCAGUGGAAGGCCGAGUCCUCUCCAUAUUCAGCCAGCCCUUCUACACCAGCCGCUGCGGGUACCGGCUGUGUGCGAGAGCCUACCUGAACGGGGAUGGCUCAGGGAAGGGAACGCACGUCUCCCUCUACUUUGUAGUGAUGAGAGGGGAGUUUGAUUCCCUGCUGCUGUGGCCUUUCAAGCAAAAAGUCACACUUAUGCUUUUGGACCAAAGUGGGAAAAAAAAUCACAUCGUGGAAGUCUUUAGAGCUGACCCCAACAGCAGCAGUUUCAAAAGGCCGGAUGGAGAAAUGAAUAUUGCCUCCGGAUGCCCACGCUUCGUGCCACACGCGGUCCUGGAGAACACAAAGAACACCUACAUCAGAGAUGACACUCUCUUUCUGAAAGUGGUUGUGGAUUUAACUGAUCUGGAGGAAUUGUGAAAAGCGUGCCUAAUCAGCGUGACUGCUUUAAUCAUUAAGGAAUGCUUUCUUGGUGACCACCAGCCAUGCAAUAGUGAAUUGCCACUAGUCAAGCUACUGAUAAUGUUUUGAGGCUUUUGGACUGCAUAAAAGACAAUAAAUUGCAAAGCAUCGGGCUUCCCUUUUAUAACCCUUUUUUCCAGACUGCAUUUUCCAGGCAGCUGGAAAUCCAGUUUGAUGCAACAUGCAUUCAAUCCACUCUCGACCCAGUCCAAGCUGGGGGGAAUCCCAUCACUAGACUGGCAUUUGGAGGUGAAACUCCUCCAGUAAGCUCCGUGGAACCCAAGCAGGCCUGUGGGCUCCCAUGCCUCACACAGAACUCAAGCCAUACCCAAGCAUGCAACUGCAUCUCACCUGUCUGAAAUGGAAGCAUUUCAGCAUCAGCACAUUUGAAUCAAAGUACCUUGAUCCCUCCAUCUCCUGGAUUUUUGAAGCAGGGAUCUUGCAUCUUUUUUUGUUUUGGUUUUUUUUCCAGAAAGCCCAGAGGAAGAUGCCAAUGCCCCUUACUUUUCUAGCCUGGUAUCUCAGCUGUAUACAAUACUUCCAGCUCACAAUACCUUUGUUAUGUCCUUUCCAUUCCUGCCUAGUGCCUUGGGACUGAUUUCCACUGGUGGUAAACAUUCACUGUCCCCACUGAAGUCAAAAGAAGUUGCGGGUGCUUCUCACCUCUCAGGACAUGGCCAGAAGCAGGGUCCUCUGCCAGCUUGCCAGCUGGGCAAAGAGGGGCAAAACUCCUGUACUUUUGCUCCCACAUCUGCACAAAAGAGAUGUUUUCUGGCCUACCAGCUCUACAAAAGGCAGGAAAAGCUUUGGAUAUCUGCUUGGGAAAAAGCCCACAUAACAUGCGCUAUUUCACUCUGCUAGGAAUUCAGAUGUUUGGGAAAGAAGGGAGAAAAUGGAUUAGAAGUGAGGUUGCUGUAAGAACCCCAUUCUUACAGGUUGGGCAGCUGUAGUGUUACUUAAAGGGUGAGACAGCCACUGAGUAACAACUGAUGACUGUGAAGCAUGUCUGAAGAUAUUAAGUUUUAUUCCAGGUUCCUUCCAUACUGCAAGGGAAUGUGCGCAUUGUGUGGGAUUUAUUGGAGACACGCUAAACCCACCAACAUCAGGCACUGAGGAACAAGUGAUAACGAGUACACGUGCCUUUUUAAAGCCUUUUGGGUGCCUGCAAGAGGGAUGUAAUUUUGCACACUCGGUCAUUUUGUUGUUGCAAGUGACAGAACGUUGUGUCUCUCAUCUCUCACAAAUCAGGUAGUGAAACACCCCAGCAUUAUCCAUUGCUCCUGCAGUCCACUGGCAGAGCAAACCAGGAGCUUGUCAAGAGACAGCAAGAAAUCAAGCUGGGGUUCAGAGUACCAGUAAACUAGGCAGGAUAAACAUCAACACAGGGCACAGACUGCGAGGUAUGAGGUAGGAAAUUCAAGAGGGCAAAUGUGGCGAAACCAAAAAUCCCUCCUUUCUCUGAGGGAUGUUGAUCACUGAAAUAUGAUUUGGGGAUUGAUAGCAAGAGGAAGGCACAAUACCGUACAUUUUGUAACUGCAAUCUUACUGCUAGACAUUGACUUUUCCACAUGGUUUCUAGGACACAAUUCAGGCACAGAUGUGUUUGAAUUCAGGGGCAGGUUGGUUAUCUGUACCUCACAGUGGGUUAGCACAUCAGAAAUCUUUGGUUUGAUCUACAUGUUCUUUAUGUUGUACAGUGUCAGGACGUACUGGGCCACCACAGGGCUUUCCGUGUUCCCACAGACAGAGGGUAAGGAAUGGAUUUUAUUCCUCUUGUACCGCUGUGACUGACUUUGAGUCAUUUGGGCUGUACAACAGAGACAAUCAGGCCUCAUGUCCCUAACGCUUCAUUACAGAAAGAGCAAGCUUGAUUUGAAAAUGGUGUGGCAUUCUAGGACAUCAAUCCUGAGCCUUGGACGUGGACUUCAUGUCGAUUAUUACUUGAAUAUUUGGCAUGUAGCUUUCAAAGUGGCACAACUUGCAGAAUAACCACUAAAAACAAACGUAUCGCCCGUUUUUCCUGGGACUCUCCAGUACGUUGAGUGUAAAAUAAGAAAGCGAUAAAGAACUUGGACAGUUGAGGGAGGCAAGAUGGAAGGGAUUUGGUCUGUAUGCUGGCACAUUCCCAGCCCUCUCUGCCUCCACCACCCCAAGCGUAAAAUGGGGAUAAUACCACCUGCAGAAGUUAGGGCUAUUUAAAUGUUUGUGGAGAAUUUUGAGCAUGGAAAGAGCUAUGUAUUAUUAUAGCUCCACUUCUAAUAGUUAGAGUCGGUGAUGGCAUAGUGACGUGGAUAAGUGUUAAGUGUGUUCCUGGACAGGUUUUGGAAGCAUGUUUGGUUUUAGCCAGUCCGUACUGCAAUCCUCCUCCACCCACCAGCUGGGUUUAGGGUUUUGCCACAAAUAUUCCUUUUCAAAUUUUGAAGCACAAACUCUUCAUCCUGGGUGAUGGAAACAUCCCUUCUGAAAUAUUGCCUGUUUUAUAAAGAGUUAGGUGAGAAAACGGGAUUUUUUAAAGCCAGCCUUCUUUAAAUUUGUUCUUUUUAUUACAACAAUUGAGAGAUUUAUGUUAAAAUUUCCAGUGGGUUUUUUUGGGUUUUUUUACUACUUGUAAACCAAAUUUUAAAUUUUAUCCCAUUGCUAAUAAGGAAACCAAUGUUGUGUAGCAUGAACUGUCAGGAAGAGUUUUGAUGUUGCAUGAAAAACACCAACAAACUUUCCAAUCCUAUUGUACUGGGUAAGUAACCAAGAGAGCGCAGGGUAUUUCUGCAUCAGCACACAGUCUGUUUCUAAUGUAUUUAUGGACAGUUUGUAGUUGUUUGAAUCUCUUGCUACAAUACAGGCAUUUUUCUAGCCAAAUGUCAUCACUGUACACAUAAACUAAUGUAAGAAUAAAGAAUUUUACCAUC